AAUUUGUCACGCGAGUCUCACGGAAAUCCCGCGGGAGCAAACAUCUCCGCUACAGUUGCACUAUGUUGAAACAUUUCCGUAUCCGAACAGCCAGAACCAAACGUUUCAGAGCGAUUAGCGUAGCAUCUCGAAACAACCUGUACAUUACACGGAAGAAGGAAAGUUUUCCUUCUCUUGAUUUGCCGCCGAAAGUUUACAGUAUUGCUUGUAAAAGUUCCCGUUUUUAUACUCUACACCAUAGAUUUUGCGCAAAAAAAAGACAAUGUCUUACUUUUCGAAAAGCACGCAAACGAUGUCAAGGAGGCUUGAGGAUGGCAAGUUUGACGAUAAUUUGGAAGAGGCGGAUUCGGUCUCACAGCUUCAGAAGUUAUCGUCGAAGAAUUGCUUGGAAUUGGGCGAGGGCGCCAAUGUGGACAGCUGUCGUCCAUCUACACGGGAUGCGACUUCAAGACCCGUGGACAGCGUUCAGUAUGGACCCAGGCCUGUUUCCCGAUUAGAGAAGGAAACCCGGGAGCUGAUUGCGGCUUACUUAUUUCGAUCAGCCGGAUUGCCCCACUCAUGUAGCCGCUCUGGAAGAAAACCUUUCGACAUCCUUGUUCGUGCUGAGGAUCGUUUAAUCGAAACCAACAGAUCAUGGUUUAACGAAGCUGUGCAGACAAUUGAUGUCUCCCAGAAGGAAGUCCUUGAGAACACGACCGGUGUUGCUCAAGCCAUGCUCACCCAGAAAGUAAUGAAAUGGAGAUAUGUUCUGAGCUUCAUGAUGUAUGGGUCAGUUGUAGCCAAGCACCUAAAGGAAGUCAACCAGGAGCAUUGCAUCCUGCCCUUGGCAGACCUCAUGUCUGCCUUACUGCUUAAACAUUGUAAGGAUUGGAUUGUGAAAAAUAGAGCUUGGGAAGGCUUUUCAGACUAUUAUCACUUUCUCGUCCGUGAUCAAGAAACAUGGCAGUUCCCACUCACCUGUUUAGGAUUGUCGUUUCUUGCAGCUCUCCUUGUUUGUUUGUUUGAGUUAAUGUGAAGUUUAUUUAAGGAACUGCAGCA
This is a messenger RNA of Erpetoichthys calabaricus (reedfish), 1038 nucleotides long. RefSeq names its product induced myeloid leukemia cell differentiation protein Mcl-1 homolog. The transcript is spliced from 3 exons. The coding region runs from base 263 to 1015 and encodes 250 amino acids. Lineage: Eukaryota; Metazoa; Chordata; Cladistia; Polypteriformes; Polypteridae. The record is from RefSeq and is a predicted model, not a curated record. Gene Ontology annotation, biological process: regulation of apoptotic process.